This is a messenger RNA of Camellia sinensis, 1343 nucleotides long. The record is from RefSeq and is a predicted model, not a curated record. Lineage: Eukaryota; Viridiplantae; Streptophyta; Magnoliopsida; Ericales; Theaceae.
CUCCAACCUUGCAAGUCAUCCUUAGUGUAAUUGUUUGGUGGAACGUCACACCUCCAAUGGGUAAGUUUCGAAACCUAGUGGACACCUCGGCAGGAAUGGAUGAGUUCCGCCGAAGAUAUAACAUUCCCAAUGAUGUCACAUUGACAUUGGCGGCGGUAGACGCAGAUCGGUCGUGUACGAGAACCACAAUGCCCUUCUCAAUUGCCUCCGUCGUAGAGGGGGGUGUUAGGUUUCCGUUGAACCCUUUGUUGUGUCGAUUCUUUUCUUAUUUCGAACUUACACCAAUGCAAAUAUCAAUGAACACAUUUAGAGUGGUAAACGGUGUCUCAGUUUUGAACGACCUCUUAGACUUGGACUUGGGUAUUUGGGAUAUCCUUCAUUGCUACUCCUUGUGUCGUAAUAAAGGUGGUAAAACCUAUUAUGUCAAAGUUCGGUCGUUGGACCUCCAACUCGUUACUGAACUUCCUGAUAAUGACAAGCAUUGCUCUGAUUUCCUUCAAGUCGGAGGUAAUUGGGAGUUUGCGGCCGAGGAGGUGGGCCGAUCGAAGCGGGUUCCACGAGAGAACGGCCACCCAGGUUCAAAGAAGCUAAAAAGGAGGCCGGAGAAAGAGCAUCCGAGGGAUAUCAAAGUUGCACUAAGGUACGAAGAUCGGUCGGCCUCGCAUUUGCUUAACUAUGUGCGAACUUACAGACAUGUCAUCCAACGGAAACCCAAAGUAAACAACUUCUCGAGGGACUCACUUGAGAUUGAAACCGAAGAACAAGUUGGCCAUACUACCGGAGCUUCCUCUUCCGCUGUUGUUUGUUCAUCAAGUGGAUCACUCAGUAGAGGCUACUCUCCGUCGCCAGACUUAGCAAGCGAAAUGGCUCGUCGCCAAAAGCUCAAUCUUGAUGCCUUAGUCUUUGGAUCUGAUGAUGAGGACCUUCUAGCUGUUUCGACGGUUGACACACGAGUUUCUUCUCCACCGAUUGAGAGGUCUAAGGGUGGACAAAAGCAUGUUGUUAUUCCUCUUCCUCCCGUUGCUACUCUUGCUCUUCCCGCUGAUAGGGCCUCAAAGAGGAAGAGAUCCAAAGGUAAAGAAGUUGCUGGGGGUUCUAAUGAGCAGGGCUCAGUUGAAGAAUGGGUGCCUCCCUUGGAGCAUAAUGGCCGAGCUAUCACUACAUCGGACAGCACAAUCUACUCAAGCGACUUGGCCUUUGACUUAUCAAAGACAUUGCUGUUACCUUGGGAUAUGGCAGAGCAAAACAUUUCAAGUGACGUGUUGAUCAAGGGUUCGGUGCAGAUGUUAACCGCAGUAAGUCUUCUUUUAUGUCUUUGUCAUUUACUUAAAUUUGGUUGUUGA